This is a messenger RNA of Otolemur garnettii (small-eared galago), 2841 nucleotides long. It is a transcript of the gene SLC35F6, whose product is annotated as solute carrier family 35 member F6. Gene Ontology annotation, cellular component: membrane; intracellular membrane-bounded organelle. Gene Ontology annotation, molecular function: transmembrane transporter activity. The coding region runs from base 75 to 1190 and encodes 371 amino acids. Gene Ontology annotation, biological process: transmembrane transport. The transcript has 6 exons. Lineage: Eukaryota; Metazoa; Chordata; Mammalia; Primates; Galagidae. The record is from RefSeq and is a predicted model, not a curated record.
GAAGCGCUCAAGUCCGACACCCGGGUGACCGGGUUGGUACCUGCAAGCUCAAAGGAGUGCCUGCCCCCGCUGUCAUGGCCUGGACCAAGUACCAGUUGUUCCUGGCCGGGCUCAUGCUGGUCACUGGCUCCAUCAACACGCUCUCAGCAAAGUGGGCGGACAACUUCGUAGCUGAGGGCUGUGGAGGGAGCAAGGAACACAGCUUCCAGCAUCCUUUCCUCCAGGCAGUGGGCAUGUUCCUUGGAGAGUUCUCCUGCCUGGCUGCCUUCUACCUCCUCCGGUGCAGAGCUGCAGGGCAGGCAGACUCCAGUGUGGACCCCCAGCAGCCGUUCAACCCCCUUCUUUUCCUACCCCCAGCCCUCUGUGACAUGACAGGAACCAGCCUCAUGUAUGUGGCUCUGAACAUGACCAGUGCCUCCAGCUUCCAGAUGCUGCGGGGUGCAGUGAUCAUAUUCACAGGCCUGUUCUCAGUGGCCUUCCUGGGCCGGAGGCUGGUGCUGAGCCAGUGGCUGGGCAUCUUGGCCACCAUCGCGGGGCUGGUGGUUGUGGGCCUGGCCGACCUCCUGAGCAAGCAUGACGAUCAGCACAAGCUCAGUGAAGUGAUCACAGGGGACCUGUUGAUCAUCAUGGCCCAGAUCGUCGUCUCUGUCCAGAUGGUGCUAGAGGAGAAGUUUGUCUACAAACACAAUGUCCACCCGCUACGGGCAGUGGGCACUGAGGGCCUCUUUGGCUUUGUGAUCCUCUCCCUGCUGCUGGUGCCCAUGUACUUCAUCCCUGCCGGCUCCUUCAGUGGAAACCCUCGGGGGACACUGGAAGACGCCCUGGACGCCUUCUGCCAGGUGGGCCGGCAACCGCUCAUCGCCCUGGCGCUCCUGGGCAACAUCACCAGCAUCGCCUUCUUCAACUUUGCCGGCAUCAGCGUCACCAAGGAGCUGAGCGCCACCACCCGCAUGGUGCUGGACAGCUUGCGUACCGUCGUCAUCUGGGCACUGAGCCUAGCAUUGGGCUGGGAGGCCUUCCACGCGCUGCAGAUCCUUGGCUUCCUCAUCCUGCUGAUGGGCACCGCCCUCUACAAUGGGCUGCACCGCCCACUGCUGGCCCGCCUGUCCCGGGGCCGGCCCCUGGCGGAGGAGGGCGAGCAGGAGGGACUGCUGGGUGGCACCCGGACCCCUAUCAACGAUACCAGCUGAACCUCCCUUGAGGCUCUUGCUGCGACCAGGGUGCUCCUUCACCCUGAGACUCAGACCACACAGGCUGGUGGGCCUCGAGCACCCUGCCCCCACAGACCCCCAGGGCAGCUCCUGCCGCAGAAGAGGACACGAUACCCAAGUCCUCUUUUCUAGAAACUCUACGCGGAAUGGAGUUGCCCAGCCCCCACAGGCCUCUGAGCCCCUCCUUCAGCACUAACACUAAAUCGGGAAGUUGAAUUUCAGGAACUUAUAACUCUAGUAUUUCUGGAUCAUAAACUAUGUUAUCAUAACAGACUACCUAGUUUUUGAUAAGGUACCUAGUUUGAUACCUAGUUUUGAUAACCAAAUAAGCUAGAUUUGGUUCUUAGAAGAAAGUCAGUGAACAAGUUUAAACCGGGACUAAAUACUGUAUUUUCUAAAACUGGUAAGAUAUUCCCUAACACUGUCUGGAAUCGUGGGUUUCAGCCCAGACUCUCAGGCAAACUCAGAGUCUGCCCCCCAGCAUGUCACCUAGUUGGCCUGUGCCUUGAUGUUACCCCUCUGGAAAGUGUUGGCGCUGUGGCCUUUGGUCCCUCUGGCUCCAACAUCCCAUGGCCUAUAAUCAUGACCAGCCUAAGGAAAGAGGAGCAACCCAUUCACCAGAGUCCCUCCACCAUGGCACCUCCCCUCUGGUGCCUGUUUGGUGUCUUUGCUCACAUCCCCCCCUUGCACCCCAGCAGGCCUCCCAGCCCUGGAUUAAUAACUAAGAGAGUUCCAGCCCUUGGUAAUUGUUUUGUAAACUGUUUACCUUAAUUUUUAAAGAUAAAGAAACUGAGGCCCUAACAUGUAAGUUGUUUGGCAAAAGGGGUCUCUUGGUCAGUUCUGACCCAGGACUUUGGGGAGGCCCAAGCAUUGCAGCCACAUGAUGCUGCAGCAGACUGGGACCCAGAGCACAUCUGGGGCUCAAUCCCACCCCCAGCAUCCUGCCUGCAUGGGGAAGCCUGGGGAUGUUGGACUCAGCAGGAUUUAACUGUUUGGAGUAAUGCCAGUACCAUAGGUCUUGUGUCCAGUGCUCAACUUAACAAACUCUCCUAACAGCCUUCAGUGGGUGCAUAUGAAGAAACUGCAGCUCAGAGAAGGUGAAGAGACUUCCUCCUGGAGCCAGUUCCAACCUAGAUUUGCUCCAGACCUCUGACCCACCUGCCAUAUGGGCCUCUGUAGGGUCUUCAGGAUGGGUUUUCUAAUCCAAGUCCAGGAGCCUCAGGUACUAUUGUCCUCCCAGUAACCCUACCCAGAGGAGAAGGGAGGGUAGGACCCCAGGGAGCUGGGUAGCUCUCAGUUGCAAGGGUUGGUGUGCAGCCUCAAGCCAUUUUCCCUGGGCAGCUCAGUCAUAAAGCACCUAAUGCCUUCCUUAAAAUAGCCUUUGAGCAAGGGAGCUUUUGACAAGCAAAGCCAUCAUGUGGGAUUUCAGCAGGUAUUUAAUAUGUUUUUUUUUUUUGGUAGAGGGUGGCAGUCCAUUCCACCAGCUCUGAGAUCCAGGGGUCCCUGAGCUUCUCUGGGCUUCUUCUCUGGGUGUCUGUCACAGGAAGAAAGAAACACAGUGAGGGUGGUGCAGACUACAGCUGCUUUGUUUUGGACUUUCAUUUUUAAUAAAAGAAAGGGAAAAUUGGCA